Molecule: messenger RNA, 1686 nt
Organism: Torulaspora globosa
Lineage: Eukaryota; Fungi; Ascomycota; Saccharomycetes; Saccharomycetales; Saccharomycetaceae
Gene: BOR1
Product: Bor1p
Exons: 1
Coding region: 1-1686 (561 amino acids)
Biological process (GO): borate transport; monoatomic ion homeostasis; transmembrane transport
Cellular component (GO): plasma membrane; fungal-type vacuole
Molecular function (GO): solute:inorganic anion antiporter activity; borate efflux transmembrane transporter activity
Source: RefSeq, a predicted model, not a curated record
AUGGCGCUUGAAAGUUUGGAUCAUGACAAAAGCAGUGACGAGAGCUUGCAAGACCUGGGAAAGACUGAUAUAUCACCAACUCCAUUGGGGAUAGAUCCCGGCGGAAGCCAUCAAGAUGCAAGGAAACGGCGACGAAUUCCGAUACCAGGUGCUGGAAUAUGGCUGGAUCUACAGGACAAGCUACCUGUUUAUUGGCAGGACUGGAAGGAUUCGUGGGAUUAUCGGGUUAUUCCGUCUGUUCUGAAUACAUACUUCAGCAAUCUUUUGCCAGCUUUGGCAUUUGCACAGGAUAUGUUCGAUAGAACAAACCGCUCCUACGGGGUCAACGAAGUAUUAUUGUCCUCAGGCAUGGCCGGUCUAGUAUUUGGUAUCCUAGGCGGACAGCCUUUGUGCAUAGUGGGGGUUACGGGCCCUAUUUCUAUAUUCAAUUAUACCGUUUAUGAGAUCAUCAAGCCCCUGAACACGAACUACUUUGGAUUUAUGUUUUGGAUUUACAUAUGGGCAAUGAUCUUUCACCUCAUUAUGGCGUUCAGCAAUUCGGUGGCUCUUCUGCAGUACGUGACGGCUUUUCCCUGCGAUAUAUUUGGGCUUUUCAUCAACGUUGUCUAUAUCCAGAAAGGCAUUCAAAUUUUAUCCAGACAGUUUAACAGUGAGGAAGGCGGCGAGGACAUACCUGCGGGUUUUGCCAAUAUUGUGGUAAGUUUAUGCAUGGUUAUUUUUGGACUUACUUUCAAAAACAUAAGGCGAACGCCACUGCUCAACCAUACAUUGCGUACUUUCAUCUCUGAUUAUUCUAUGCCGUUGUCAGUUCUUUUCUGGUCAGCGUUUACCCAUUUCGGCGGAUAUUUGAACGAUAUACACUUCCAGAAACUGCCUGUGACCAAAUCGUUUCGACCCACAGAUAAGACACAGCGAGAUGCUUCUACAUGGUUGGCCUAUGAGCCGAUUCCUGUUAAAGAUGUCUUUAUCGCAUUGCCUUUUGGAAUUAUUGUAACCAUUCUGUUUUAUUUCGAUCACAACGUGUCAUCCUUAAUGGCCCAGAGGACUUUUUAUAAACUGAAGAAGACCGCUUCAUUCCAUUUUGACUUUGCCCUUCUGGGCCUCACCACAGGGGCAAGUGGUGUUUUGGGAAUUCCCGCUCCCAACGGACUUAUUCCACAAGCACCAUUGCAUACUGAAUCGCUGCUGGUUUACGACGAAGAGGGCAAUGUUGUCAGGUGUGUCGAGCAAAGAUUUACCAAUACCGUGCAAGGUUUGAUGGCCAUUGGUACAAUGACGCGGCCGCUUCUAGUCUGUCUGGGCGAAAUUCCUCAGGCGGUCCUAUCAGGCUUGUUCUUUAUGAUGGGUAUUGACGGAUUGAUGAACAAUGUGAUUGUAGCCAGGGUUUUGUGGCUCUUCACUGAGAACAAGAGGAAAGAUCCUGACCCACUUGGCAGAGUCCCGCUGAAGAAGCUACUGAUUUUCUUGGCCUUCAGCCUAGCCGGCUUUGUUGGUGAAUUUUCAAUAACCAAUACUGUAGCGGCUAUUGGAUUCCCGCUCAUUCUACUCCUAACAGUUGCGGUAAGAUUUGCAUUCUUCAAAAUCUUCACGAAAGAAGAGCUUGCAAAUCUGGAUCAUGAAGCUGCAGAGGAGUUCACCAUGAAGAACCUGCUACUGGAGAAUCUUCGACUGGUGGGCAGCAACUGA